Molecule: messenger RNA, 1916 nt
Organism: Spinacia oleracea (spinach)
Lineage: Eukaryota; Viridiplantae; Streptophyta; Magnoliopsida; Caryophyllales; Amaranthaceae
Product: ent-kaurenoic acid oxidase 2
Exons: 9
Coding region: 55-1563 (502 amino acids)
Biological process (GO): brassinosteroid biosynthetic process; sterol metabolic process; multicellular organism development
Molecular function (GO): heme binding; iron ion binding; oxidoreductase activity, acting on paired donors, with incorporation or reduction of molecular oxygen
Source: RefSeq, a predicted model, not a curated record
UUAAUAGAGUGUCUUUCUUUCUUUUCCUUUUAAUUAAUUACCUUUCUAUCAAUUAUGGAAAUGUGGAUGCUAUUUGUAGUGUUAAUAGUGUCAAUUUUAGGGUGGUUACUAUGGUGGUGGAAUGAGUUUUGGUAUGUGAGUCCGGUUACAACAAGGUGUUUAACGCUCAAAAUCAAAAUGCCUCCGGGCCACUUGGGAUUCCCUUUCUUUGGGGAAGCUCUCUCAUUUUUAUGGUUCUUUACCAUAAUCGGCCGACCUGAUAAUUUUAUCUCCUCCAAGCGACACAAGUAUGGACAUAAUGUGGGAAUUUACAGAACUCAUCUGUACGGGUCUCCAAGCAUCAUAGCAUGCUCCCCAUCUCUUUGUAAAUUUGUACUGAAUUCAAGUGACAAAUUUGUACAAGAAUGGCCAACCAUACAAGUUUUAGGUACUAAAUCUGUAAUAACACUUGAUGAGGGAACACUCCAUGGUAUUAUCAAGAGUUUUAUUGUGAAAUCUAUCAACCGUCCCGAUUCACUUUCUAAGAUUGUGCACCAAAUCCAGCCUACCAUUGUUGCUGCCCUUCAAUUAUGGUCUCAAAUGCCUAAAAUUAAGACGUUUGAUCAAGUUAAAAAGGUAACACUUGAUUACACAAUGAGAUAUACCGCUCAUCUUGAAGAAGGUACUCCAAUCGACGCUAUUGAGAAGCUAUUUGAGGGUAUAGUUUAUGGCUUUAGAGCCCAACCAUGGAACAUUCCCGGAACAACCUAUCAUCAUGCCCUCAAGUGUCGGGAGAAGAUAACCGAUAAGCUGAAGGCGGAGCUGGAGAAAAGGAAACAGAAGAAGAAAGAUGAGAGUAAUGUGGAGAAAAAGAUGCAGAAGAAGAAAGAUAAGAGUAAUGUUGAAGGAGAGAUUAUUACAAUUAGUGAUAUAAUGGAUGGAUUAAUGGAAAUGAAGGAUGAAGAAGGGAAACAAUUGAGCGAUGAAGAGGUGUUAGAUAAUGUUGUGAGCACCAUCCUCAUUGGCCAUAUUUCCAUUGCUUAUGCAGUUACAUGGUCUCUACAAUUUUUAGCUAAAUCCCCUCAUGUUCUUCUAAAGCUUCGGGAAGAGAAUAAGGCUAUGUUUAAGGAGAAGAACGAGGGUUGCAUCACAUAUGAAGAUAUCUCGAAGCUAAAGUACACUAAUAAGGUUGCGGAAGAAACAAUUAGGAUGGCAAACCUCUCUGCAUUUGUUUUCAGGAAAGCAACCGAUGAUAUCGAAUUCCAAGGUUACAUAAUACCAAAAGGUUGGAGUGUUCUUGUUUGGCUAAGAGGCCUCCACAAUGAUCCAUCACAUUUUGAAGAUCCAAUGUCAUUCAAUCCAGAUAGAUGGGAUACGCGCCCGAAACAUGGAACAUACCAACCCUUUGGGGGAGGAUCAAGAUCUUGCCCGGGAAGCGCGCUCGUACGAGUCUCUUUAACUAUUUUCCUUCAUCAUUUGUCCAUUGGCUACAAAUGGGAAUUGCUUAAUCCUAGCGCAAGGGUCAAUUAUCUUUCACAUCCAUUACCUACUGACGGCCUUGAAAUUACUAUUACCAAACUUUAAGGAAUUAAGGAAUGAAAUGUUGGAAGUUCUAGUUUGUGAUAAUUAUUUGGCAAAUUCAUAAUAUCACAAUUAUUAAAAAGUGGAUCAAGUGGUCCAUUUGAAAUUUCCAAUAUUAGCAAUAUCGAUUGACUAUAUAAAUAUGAUUUUACGUUUUAUAAAUAUGAUUGUAUGUUUUAUGAAUAAGGUCAGAGUAAUAAAUAAACUAGAGUGUUUAUUGGAGUAUAGAGAAUUAGCUUGUAACUAGCUUGUAAAUACGAAGUAUAAAUAAGUAGUUUGUAAUAUCUCACAUCAAUUACAUCAUUAAUAAAAAUGUAGUCCUUUACUUUCUCACUCAAGGCUACAAGCUCUCAAGC